AUGUUUUCACGAAAUAGAACCAACGGCAGUUGGAACGUGAUAAGGGUUUCGUUACAAAGGUUUUACACAACAAACAGGGGAUCUUAUUUCAAAUUAUUGAAAUUCAGGCUAAGAGACACUGAGUCAAAUUAUAUAAGAAGUCUCAAGCGCAAUACAACUUCGAUGGUAUCAGUCUUACGGAAUGGUAACCAUCUGCACUCAUCAUUAAAUAAAGGAUUUGGGAACACAUUAUGGCGUUAUUUCAAUUCUCCAUUCAAUGUAGUUUUCAUGACUACUAAUAUAUUUGCAUUUGCUGGUAUUGUAGCAUUUAGUACAUUGAUUGAUAUCCGUCAUCUUCAUAAUUUUACGAAAAUUGAAAAUAGUCAUCAUCAAUAUGAUCAAGAACAUCAAUUAUACACACCAGACAAUUAUGUCUUGGCUAGCCCAAGUAAUGUAAGGAAACAUAUGUAUCCGAUGAUGACUACCUUGAUACCAAAUAGUCUCACAGUCCCAGAGAUACCUAUUAAUAUAACCGACGAAGAGAUUGUUUCAACACCAAAAUCUCAGGAUAAAACUUUAGAGAUGUUACAGAGAAAAGUGACUGAAAAGACUCAAGAGCUUGAAGAUAUGGAGGUUGAUACACCAUUCCACACUUAUAAUGUUGAAGAUAUUGAGAUAAAUAGUAAAAACAAAAGAGUAGUGGAUUAUAACUCAGCCAAAAUCAAAGCAGAUUUGUUCAACAUGUUAUACUCUUUUAAAAUAUAUGAAGAUGUUAUUGUUGAUACGCAAGCUAAUAAACAUCACCAAAAAUUGUGGUUUGAAGAACUUCUACACUUCAGAAACAAACAUAAGGAUGUAUUAGCGACCGGUUCUUCCAAAAUAGACCCAUCCUUCAGACCUACAGUGACAAAUUUUUAUGAUGCAUGGAGAACUACAUAUCAAAAGAUGGAACCUCGAGGUGGUGACUUGAUUGAAAAUUUUACAUUGCCUAAUUGGUCACAAUACCCAUACUCACUUAAAGAUUCGUGUAAUAAGUUGUAUGAAAAUAAAAUGGGUGGAAUUGAUGAUUUCAAAUCUUUUUAUGAUAGCAUCAAGUCCAAUAAAUUUAAGAAAUUAAUCAGAAUGUGGUACUAUGAUAAUUAUAAACUGAUCAAAUGUCGUCAAUCGAAUGAUACCAAUGUCAUGGCUCAAAGAGAAGAAUUUUAUAAUGAAUUGUUGAAAGAUUCUCUUCAUGAUCCUCCCACAUUUGUCAAAUACGCAUCAAUAGUAUUGAAUCCGCAUAAUCCUCGUAAAGAUAUCCUCUUCAGCAAGAUAAACCCGGAUGAUAAUCAAGCAACACAACAACGACAGCAUACAAAUAAUAUUCCAGUGGUACAGGUAGAGACAGUAUUAAACAUUCUUCAAGGAUACCUGACUUUGCAACAAGAAAAGAAAAGAACUAAGAUUUUAAAUUAUAACAAUACGUAUUUGCGCAUUGUACAUAUGAUUAAAGAGAAUGGAUACUUGACUGACGAAGGCAAGAUUGGAAUCCAGUUAUGUCCCGAUGAUCAGGUAAUUUAUUCGCAUCGGAAGUGGCUCUCUAAGAAUAGGCAGGAUCCUAAACUGUAUGAUCGAUUGGGGAAGGAUCCCCAUAUAUUACAGUUAUUAAGCCAGAUAACAACGUAA
Maudiozyma barnettii is the source of this 1644-nucleotide messenger RNA. RefSeq names its product Pet494p (gene PET494). The transcript has a single exon. Lineage: Eukaryota; Fungi; Ascomycota; Saccharomycetes; Saccharomycetales; Saccharomycetaceae. The record is from RefSeq and is a predicted model, not a curated record. The coding region runs from base 1 to 1644 and encodes 547 amino acids.